GCGAGGACUUCGCCCCCCUUGUUUGUGCUCGCUUGGGGCAGGGACUGGUUAGAUCCGCGCUCGGGGAAGCCUGCUGGCGGCAGAGGCCAGGAAAACCCCCCCGAGGAUGUGGACCUCCCUGCAGACUGUCACCGAACCGAGCUCCCCCAGGGGGGCCCGGCGUCGAUUCUGGGUUCUGAUUGUAGGGGCAGCCGCUGGAAUCUUCCUCCUGGGCUUCUUCAUCGGCUGGGUGAGUAAGCCCACUGAUCCAUUGCCAGCAACAGGUUCCAACAAGAAAAUGAAGAAAACAUUUCUGACGGAAAUGAAAGCGGAGAACAUCCAGCAAUUUUUACACAAUUUUACUCGGCGUCCUCACUUGGCGGGUACAGAAGAGAACCUACGCCUCGCAGAACAAAUACAAGCCCAGUGGAAGGAAUUUGGCCUGGAUUCAGUCCAUCUGGAUCCGUAUGAUGUUCUGUUGUCUUACCCAAAUGAAACGGAUCCUAACUACGUCUCAAUUGUCGAUGAACAAGGGCAUGAGGUUUUCAACACAUCAUUGUUUGAGCCUCCUCCUCCGGGGUAUGAGGACAUUGGAGAUGUUGUUCCACCCUACAGUGCAUUCUCAGCCCAAGGUGUGAUCGAGGGAGAUCUCGUCUACGUGAACUAUGGCCGCAUAGAGGACUUCUUCAAAUUAGAGCGAGAAAUGGGAAUUAAUUGUUCGGGGAAAAUUGUCAUUGCCAGAUACGGGAAAAUCUUCCGAGGAAAUAAGGUUAAGAACUCCAAGAUGGCUGGAGCCAAAGGUGUUAUUUUAUAUUCCGACCCCGCAGACUCCUGUGCCCCUGGAGUAAAGCCUUACCCAGAUGGCUGGAACCUUCCUGGCGGAGGAGCCCAGCGUGGGAAUGUACUAAAUCUGAAUGGCGCAGGGGAUCCUCUAACCCCAGGGUAUCCAGCCAAAGAGUAUGCUUACCGUUAUGAUGAAGCAGAAGCAGUUGGCCUCCUGAAAAUCCCUGUCCAUCCUAUUGGUUACCAUGAUGCUGAGAAAUUGCUGAAGCAGAUGGGUGGAGCUGCUCCCCCAGAUGACAGCUGGAAAGGAAAUCUCUCCGUGCCUUACAACGUUGGGCCAGGUUUUGUAGAAGGAUCCUCAAAAAGGAAGGUCAAAAUGCACGUUCACAGCUUGAACAAAGUGAUGAGAAUAUACAAUGUGAUUGGGACUCUCCGAGGUGCCAUAGAAACAGACAGGUACGUUAUUCUAGGAGGCCACCGUGACUCAUGGGUGUUUGGGGGAAUUGAUCCUCAGAGCGGAGCUGCUGUCGUUCAUGAGGUUGUAAGGAGCUUUGGAAACCUGAAGCGGAAGGGAUGGAGGCCGAGAAGAACAAUAAUUUUUGCCAGCUGGGAUGCUGAGGAGUUUGGCUUGCUGGGAUCUACUGAGUGGGCUGAGCAAAACGUCAAACUGUUGCAGGAGCGUGCAGUGGCCUACAUCAAUGCUGACUCCUCCGUAGAAGGCAACUACACCCUUCGGGUUGACUGUACCCCCUUGAUGUACAGCCUGGUGUACAAUCUGACUAAAGAGAUACCAAGCCCUGAUGAAGGGUUUGAAGGCAGGUCUCUUUAUGAAAGCUGGUUGAAGAAAAACCCAUGGAAGAAUGUCCCCUGGAUCAACAAGCUCGGCUCUGGCAAUGACUUUGAAGUCUUUUUCCAGAGACUGGGCAUUGCAUCUGGCAGAGCUCGUUACACUAAAAAUUGGAAAGUGGACAAAUUCAGCAGCUACCCAGUUUAUCAUAGUGUCUAUGAGACCUAUGAGAUUGUAAAACAGUUUUAUGACCCCACUUUUAAGAACCACCAGGCUGUGGCACAAGUUCGGGGAGGACUGGUUUUCGAGCUGGCUGACUCCCUCGUCCUUCCUUUCAACUGCCAGGAUUACGCAGAGGCAUUAAAGAGCUAUGCUCGUGUUAUUUACAACAUGACACAGAAACAUCCAACUGAACUGGCAGCAUACAGUGUAUCAUUGGAACCUCUUUUGUCUGCGGUGAAGAAUUUUUCAGAAGCUGCCAAUGACUUUCACAGAAGACUGCAGCUACUGGAUACCAGAAACCCACUUGCAGUGAGAUCUUGCAACGACCAGCUGAUGUUUUUGGAAAGAGCAUUUAUUGAUCCUCUUGGUUUACCUGGCACACCAUUUUAUAGACACGUUAUCUUUGCUCCCAACCGCCACAAUAAGUAUGCUGGAGUAUCAUUUCCAGGAAUCUAUGAUGCCUUGUUUGAUAUCGGCAGUCGGGCAGACCAACGCGAGGCCUGGCGGGAAGUGAAGAGGCAGAUUUCCAUUGCGGCCUACACAGUGCAAGCAGCAGCUGGGACUCUGAGAGAACCGGCAUGAAAAUACUCGAGGCUAGAAGAAGGUGGUUUGACUCUAUGAAACCCUGUUUAGGGUGGAGUCUGGUGACCCUAGAAAUUAUCCUCAUAUGCCUUCUGACUUUGAAGGAAUUAAGAUUCAUCAACAUGCUCUUGCUAAUGAUCUUCAGAUCCUCUGAGGAGACGGAAGGUAAGCAUUCUUCUCCAUUACUGUCUGUAUCAGUGGAAUUCAUUCCCUCUGCAAUCAAGGCACUGGUUUGGAUGACAACCCGAGGAGGAGAUCAAAUACAGUUAACCAUGAAAGAACGAUCUUGACUAUGAACUCAGGCUGGUGUGAAUAAUUAAAGAGUUCUUUUUUGGUAUUCACUUUUCUCUUAAGAACAAUGGAAGUUACAUGAGACUUUGCACAGGAUUAAACCUACUUUUUAAAAUCUUUUAA
This is a messenger RNA of Eublepharis macularius, 2767 nucleotides long. RefSeq names its product putative N-acetylated-alpha-linked acidic dipeptidase. The record is from RefSeq and is a predicted model, not a curated record. The coding region runs from base 107 to 2353 and encodes 748 amino acids. Gene Ontology annotation, molecular function: carboxypeptidase activity. The transcript is spliced from 19 exons. NCBI's taxonomy places the organism in Eukaryota, Metazoa, Chordata, Lepidosauria, Squamata, Eublepharidae.